This is a messenger RNA of Stylophora pistillata, 2704 nucleotides long. RefSeq names its product nose resistant to fluoxetine protein 6. Gene Ontology annotation, molecular function: acyltransferase activity, transferring groups other than amino-acyl groups. Lineage: Eukaryota; Metazoa; Cnidaria; Anthozoa; Scleractinia; Pocilloporidae. The record is from RefSeq and is a predicted model, not a curated record.
UAAAAUGGCUAACACUUUUAAAGCCUUUGAAGUUUUCUUGUUUCUCACCCUUCAAACGUCCUGUAUAAUGGCCUUGAAUCUCUCAGCAUACUACGACCAGUUUGCACAUCCACUUGGCCUUCAACUACCACUUCCAAAUAUCUCUUCGGUGGACGCGAAGGUCUCCAAGGAGUGUUGGGACGCUGUGCUCAAGCUGGACGCUUCAACGAUUGCUCAUUACCUGGAUGCACUUGGCAAACCUGGAAGUGGAAUGCUAAUUGGCAAUUUUGCCAUGCUUGGAUCAUACAGCGAAUGCACGAAGACCAUCGCUGAUGCCCACUAUUGCACAGCCUUUCUGUCAAUAUCAUCACUUCCUAAGGACCUUCCAAUUCCGGUUCCCUGGGGCCUCUGUACACCAAAACAGUGCAGUGAACAUGACAUAACCCGUGCUCUACGAUUCAUCUUCAAAUUUAUUCCACAGGUCAGCUUGAAGCCCAUUCAAAUUGGAUCGAAGGAGAUAUCUGUGGUCUGCGACAAAAAGUCUGAGUACACAACGGGUGUUAUCAUCACUUUGGCUCUUUGUGGUUACAUCUUGUCCCUAUGCCUUCUGGGUACAAUCGUCGACUGCACUCUUAGCUUUUUGGAGUCACGUCCUUCAAAUAUCAACGAGAAUAAUGAAAUUUCUUUAGUUGAGAGUGGCCAUAUUAUUACAGAUAAAGGUGAAAUUCCUAAUGGUCAAGAGGGUAAUCACGUGACCGAAGACACUUAUCUUCUCGGACAUUCCCCUAAAGCGAAUUCAAGUCCGUCAGAAACUCUAUCAAGUUCACAACUUCAAAUGAUAAGGCAACAUUGGAUGACUCGAUUCUUCAUGUGUUUUUCGCUGGUCAAAAACACAAGUUUUAUAACGGACACCAGUAACUCUCCUGGUAAUUUCACUUCACUGCAUGGUAUGAGAGUACUAAGCAUGUGGUGGGUUAUCUUGGGACAUUGUUAUUUCAUGCUACAGUUUUCCCCAGUGACUAAUCUUUUAUCACUUAAAGAACUUUUUCAACGUUUCACGUUUCAAGCCGUCCAAAAUUCAUCAUUUUCAGUCGACACCUUUUUCGUCCUGAGUGGCCUCCUAGCGACGUAUUUAUCGUUGCGUCGUAUGGACAAAAACAAUGGAAAGUUGUCACUCUUUCACCACUAUUUUCAUCGCUUCUGGAGGUUGACUCCACCUUACAUGUUUCUAGUGCUGUUCUAUGAUAAAUUAAAUGGAUUUCUUGGCAAGGGGCCUUUGUGGUUCUAUGCACAAAAUAACCCACAAUGUGAGAAGUACUGGUGGACGAAUCUUCUCUACAUCAACAACUUCUAUCCCAAGAAAACGAACGGAGGGCAUGGAUUGUGUAUGGGUUGGACAUGGUACUUAGCUGAUGAUAUGCAGUUUUACAUAAUUGCUCCUGUGAUCCUGUUCAUAGCAUACAGGUUUCGCCUCCGAGGACUGCUUGCCAUUGUUAGUGUCUUGUUAGCUGCCAGUUUUGUCACUACAGCCACCAUUUAUUAUUCUUAUGAUCUCACGGGUGAUGAUUACGACCUUGUCUACACCAAACCAUACUGUCGUAUCCCUUCAUACCUUGUUGGUAUGGUGUUGGGAUAUUUGCUUCAUAAGGCAAAGGACUGGAGGCUCCCUACAAAGGUGUUUAAUGUGACUGGCUGGUGUCUGGCCAUCAUCCUCGCUGUGUCCACUUUGUAUGGUAAAUACCAGACUGAAAGACAGGACGAUCCUCAACCGUUCUCUCGCAUCCAAUCCAUCUCAUACGGGACCUUUGCACGAUUUGCGUGGAGCUUGGCAAUUGCCUGGGUAAUUUUUGCGUGCCAACGCGGGCUCGGAGGUUUGGUGAACAGGAUUCUGUCGGCUCGCUUCUGGAUUCUGUUAAGCCGUCUGAAUUACUGCGCCUAUCUCGUUCAUUUCGUUGUUCUUUUGAACCUCUUGGCGUCAAAUGAGUUUGUUUGGACCUACUCUGACGUUCAUAUGGCCUAUCGUUUUGUAGGCGUCAUGAGCAUAUCAUAUGGAGUAGCAUUCAUAUUGUCUGUUUGUGUGGAAGUUCCAGCCAGGCAGCUAGAAAAACUGAUCCUAAAGAGAAACAGUUGAACAGUGACGUCAUGCAAAUGUUCAGCAAGUGUGUCUAUUGAUUACUUACCUGUAAUUUCAUCAAUAAAAAAACUGGGUUUUCAAAAAAAUUCUGUGAAAUUCCCUCUCCCUCCUCCAAAAUGAGUAAAUGAAUGAUUAAUAACAAAGCAAAACAAAAAAGAUAAAAAUACUGCCUUCCACGAUUUAAGCUCAGCCCGGUUACACUAUUUUAAAAUCUUUAGAUGAAUACAAGGAAUUAUCCAAUGUAAAAGUGAGUACAUGUACCUGCAACCGAACUGAGAAAAGAUACUGAUAUAACAAUACGAAAUAUGAUUUAGAGGUUUGGGAAAAUCGAAUUAUGGAACAUAUUUAUUGUAUAUAGACCUGACAAAUAAUGGUAGAGAAACUUAAUGCGAAUAAACGGAUCAUUGUCCUUUCAAUGAAGUGUGCCAUAUGCCUUUCGUUGUCUGCUUCCGGUUGAUUUCCUCACUGGUUUGGACUUAAACAAUGUACCAACAUUUUAAGCGAUUUAUCAGUUAAGAAGAAUGUACAAUAAUUCCUCUUUUGAGUGUAAAUAUUUGAUCAAAUAAAAUACUCCUGAUUCAUUCUUGUAUU